AUGAAUCUGGUGUAUCAAACAAUCGCUUUAAUUUUUAUCGGAUGUUGUUCAAAUGUCAUAUUUUUAGAACUAAUUAUUAGACCCUAUCCAGGAAGUGGUAAUAUAAUAACAUUUGCACAAUUUUUAUUUAUUGCUAUCGAAGGUUUUAUUAAUUAUUCGAAAUUUGGAAGAGUUCAACCACAGAUACCACUUAAGCAUUACUUUGUAAUGGUCACCAUGUUUUUUCUUGUUAGUGUUAUCAAUAAUUAUGCUUUAAAUUUUGAUAUAGCUAUGCCAUUACAUAUGAUAUUUCGAUCGGGUUCACUCAUUGCCAACCUUAUACUUGGAAUGUUUCUUCUUGGAAAAAGAUAUUCAGCACGUCAAAUAAGUGCUGUCCUAUUGAUAACAUUUGGCAUUAUUUUAUGCACGGUAGCAUCAAGUCAAUCAUUACCUAAAAACAAAACAAAAGUAGAGGAAAAUGAACAUGAACAACCAGUACUAUUAGAAUAUUUUAAAUGGUUUAUUGGAAUUGGAAUGCUUGUGUUCGCUCUGAUCGUGUCGGCAUUAAUGGGUAUUUAUCAAGAAAAAUUAUAUAGAGAUUUCGGAAAAUAUCCCGAUGAAGCAUUAUAUUAUUCUGUUAGUAAAAUACAUCUUUUACCACUGCCGGCAUUCAUGCUUUUUACUUCAAAUAUUUGGCAACAUGUGCAAUUAUUCAAUAAGUCAACUUGGUUCCCGUUACCGUAUUUUACACAUAUUGGUUUACCUAUUAUGUGGCUUUACUUAAUGUGUAAUAUGUGUACACAAUAUUUGUGUAUACGAUCUGUAUUUAUCUUAACAACUGAAUGUUCAUCGUUAGUUGUUACACUCGUUAUUACAUUACGAAAAUUUAUUAGUCUUGUUUUUUCAAUUAUUUAUUUUCAAAAUGAGUUUACAAUCUAUCAUUGGUUGGGUACAAUAGCUGUUUUUUUAGGCACAUUUUUGUUUAGUAAUGUACACGAAGAAAUUCUUAAUCGAUUACAUUUGACGACAAAAAAGAAAGACAAUCAUUCUCAUAUCGAAUAG
Molecule: messenger RNA, 1041 nt
Organism: Didymodactylos carnosus
Lineage: Eukaryota; Metazoa; Rotifera; Eurotatoria; Philodinida; Philodinidae
Source: the annotation of a GenBank genome assembly